Molecule: messenger RNA, 987 nt
Organism: Aureobasidium vineae
Lineage: Eukaryota; Fungi; Ascomycota; Dothideomycetes; Dothideales; Saccotheciaceae
Source: the annotation of a GenBank genome assembly
AUGCCUCCCAAAGCCCCCACUCACACUGAACACAACGUCUAUCUGACAACCUCAAUCACCUUCGACAACAAGACAGAUGAUUUCGGCAGACUCCAGGUCUACCAAGCCUUUUCCUCACUCGACGAGGCCAAUGAGUUCUGCGUCGCCAAGGCUGAUGAGCUUGCUCUCACUCUCGACAUUGACGCCCCCGAACCGAAGCUGAGCCACUACACUAAACAUGGCACCUUCAGGAUGGAGCUUCCUCUGAAGAAGCGUAACAGAGAUGUUGUGGUCGAGACGCUCAUCAUGCCUCUCAUGGGCGGCGUCAUAAUGCAUGAUAAGCCCGUCUCUCGCAAGACCUCCAAGUCGACAAAGACCUCCAAAUCAAAAGCCACCAAGUCAAAAGCCAAGAAGUGGCAAGACUCCGACGAAGAAGAUCAGGACGUUGACAUGGACAGCGACCCUGCUUCGCCGAAGACUACCAAAGCCACCACUCGCAAAAACUCAAAAGCCUCAAAAACUGAGCAACGUGACUCUGUUGUCGAAUCCAGUAUCGUCACCGAGGCCGACAUCGCCGCAGCCCCCAGUGGUGUUUCUGGUUGUCUCAACUAUGGAUCGUACACUAUCAUCGGACAUCACAAGUAUUGGAGUGAAGAACAGGUCAAAGUCAUCGUUAAAACAUUCGGAGGCAAAGUCAACAGGACGCUGCCUGUGUACAACAACGAUCCAACCCACCAUCUUGUACUCGGCUCCGACGCUCCUNCGAGGCUCUUGGGCAGGAUUGCACAGAAGGAAUUUAAGCCCGUCACUCCUGAUUCAAUCAUUGCUCAAAUUGGCUGGAUGUCAGGUCCAGAUGCUACUGCACGUAUCACCAGCGAGGAAGUCGCCAAGCUCUGCAAACAGGUCCCUGGAAAACCCGCUGUGAGAACGAGAACUGUCAAGAAGGAGGAGGAGGAGGCUGAUGGCGAUGUCGAAGUCAAAGACGACUACACUACCGACGAGGACUGA